UUGACAGACUGUGAUGCACAACAUAUAGAGUACACAUUCCAUGAUGUACGUUGUUGGUGAAAGGGCUGGUGUAAAGUAAGAGACUAUUAUAUUUUUACUGAACUUUUUGUACAUUUGAAUUUGUUAUUUCGACAGACUUGUUUUUCUCUGGAACUCUGAAUUGGAUUAACAUUUUUGAAGGUCAUAUUGCUUGGUUAACAACAAGAUUUUCUGAGACUGAGAAAUAUUUCAAGCUACUAAGGAAAUAGUGACUCCGAGCUGUUGCCUAGCAACACUACAUUCAACUUUGUUGCAAUGCCUGUGAUUGUACUCGAGGCCCGAGACUUUGCAAGUCCUCUUUUUUUGGUGAGGUCAUGGGAGGUGUUAUCCAGUUGUACUACCUUCAGUCUGGUGAGUGCACUGGAGUCAUCAGAGCUAACCAAGAAUCAGCUGCAUCUUCAACACCUCCCCACCAUCAAGACCUUCUGCAUAUUUACCUGGUGCUUCUUCUUCACACUUACCCUGCUGAUCCACAUUCUCAGCACCAUCCAGUUUCACAGCCUCCUUCCAGUGUCCUGGAAAAACCUGACUGUGACUGUGGCAGUUUUGGGAUCGCUGAUGUGUCUCAGUGCCUUUAUAGUUUUUCCAACGCUCAUUAUGGAGCACCAAACGGCCUGGCCACGUCCUGUGGCAGCCGUCAUAACAUCAGGCCUCACUUUUCUCGCCUAUAUCUUGGAAGCCUACUUUCUAUGCUCCCAGGUCCAGGAACAAAGAGGUUUCUUGGGCAGUCUACCUGGUCUUUUCAAGAUUGUGGAACUUUGGGGUGGUUUUCAGAUGAUUCCUUUGUUUGUGGAAGCAGAUUAUGGCCCAAAUCGCUGGCAGCGGUGGAUGUCUGGAACGUCAUAUGGUGUCUGUAUCCUCAUGUCUCUUGUCACCCUGGUAAUAAUAUUGGGUGAAUUUGCAGGAAAAUGUCAUGUUCCUUUUGACAGAUUAAUGGUUGUCUUCACGAUAAUUGGACUGCUGCUAUACAUGGUAGCUACUGUGAUUUGUUUUGACAAGAUACUACACCUAAAAAACAGUGCCAACAAAAGUUCAGAGUUAGUUAUAAUGGAGAUAGUUGUUGCUUGUAUCGCACUGGUAUGUUAUACCGUGGACCUUACAUUCUCUAUUAAAACUUUGUGUGACAGGCUUCACACAUGAAUGAACUCUUUAUGUUAAAUGUAAGUGGUAAUAUAUUUUUCUGAGUGUUAAAAAUGUUGAUCUGAAAUGAUUUUGUAACCUUUAACAUGUUUAUUUAAUGUAACAAGGACUUAAGUUGUAUUCUAGUAAAAUUUCACCUUGCACCUUGA
Messenger RNA from Syngnathus acus (greater pipefish), 1328 nucleotides. RefSeq names its product myeloid-associated differentiation marker homolog. The record is from RefSeq and is a predicted model, not a curated record. The transcript has a single exon. The coding region runs from base 295 to 1179 and encodes 294 amino acids. Lineage: Eukaryota; Metazoa; Chordata; Actinopteri; Syngnathiformes; Syngnathidae. Gene Ontology annotation, cellular component: membrane.